GACUGGAGUUGCCCAUCCCUGCUCUAAGGGUCCCUGAGGAGAGGUUUGAAAACCACUAACCUAUUGUAAUUUAUCUUUUUUUUUUAAAUGUUAUCCUGAAGUAAAAAAAAUAUUGUUCUUAUGUUUGCUUGAAAUGUGUGGGUGGGGGCUUUAUGCUUACAUGGCCAGUCGAGGGAACAAGAGACCCAUGUUGAUCGAUCCCGGCGGUACAGUAUGAGCAAUUUAAAGUAAACCAGCAUCCAAUUGUUGAAUUUCAGAGUAAAUGUGUAAUUUCCUCCAAUGUCCGUAGGCAUCGGUAUGGACCUGUUCUUUUGUUGCACAACUUUGAUUAGCGAUUCUGGAGCACAGUCAUUUUUUUUUUUUAAUUAAGUGAUUUUAUAUGACAACAUAAUCCCCUAUCAGAUCAUUCACACAGCCGUUAGUCAAAUGUAUGUAAUCCGGCAGCUCUUGUUAUCUUGCUGUUUCUCUGUUUAUGGGAAAUUCCUCAACUCUGAACUAUCUCUGUGUUUUGUUUGCAUCGUGAGGAAAAGAGAAGCCACAACGAGUUCCGGGGUCGCUCCUCCCUCAAAACCCUGACUGUCCCCGAUAAAAAAAAUAAUGUUUUAAUUUCAUCGGCUAAUGCACAAAUUAAUUUCAGAACACUAAAAGACAAAACGGACUCUGCAAGACUCCAGCACAACGACGUAAACUACAAUGGAUUAUUCAACCAAUGACAGCAAAUCAACCAGCAAGAAAAAAGUGGUGGCUGUGGUGGGAGGUGGUUUGGUCGGCAACUUGAAUGCCUGCUACUUUGCAAAAAGAGGUUUUCAAGUAGAGGUCUUUGAAUCUCGAGAAGAUAUCCGCCAAGCCAAAAUAGUCAAAGGAAGAAGCAUCAAUCUAGUUCUGUCUCACAGGGGUCGCCAGGCUUUGAAGCACGUGGGAAUGGAAGACACGAUUAUCUCCAAAGGAAUUCCCAUGCAUUCCAGAAUGAUCCACGCUUUGAACGGGACACAGUCUCCCAUUCCUUAUGGCAAGAAAGGCCAGUACAUCCUGUCUAUCGACAGAGCCAACCUCAACAAAGAACUGUUGUCAGCAGCAGAGACGUAUCCCAACAUAAAUCUGAACUUUGCCCACAAACUACUCAACUGGAGCACUGAAACAGGGGCGAUGACCUUUCAUCUAUUUGUGGAAGAGAUCCAGGCAGACUUGAUUGUGGGAUGUGAUGGAGCGUUCUCUGCCAUCCGGAAACAGUUCCUCCGUCAGAGCCGUUUCAACUACAGUCAGACCUACAUCCCUCAUGGGUACCUGGAGAUCACCAUGCCCCCCAUCAAUGGAGAGUUUGCCAUGAAGCCUGAUUAUCUGCACAUAUGGCCACGCAACACGUUCAUGAUGAUUGCUCUGCCCAACUUGGACAAGACUUUCAACUGCACACUCUUCAUGCCAUUUGAGGAGUUUGAGAAAGUUACCACGGGCGACAAGGUCAUCGAGUUUUUCCAGAAAUACUUUCCCGAUGCCAUCCCACUAAUAGGAGCGGAGGCCCUUAAGAGGGAUUUUUUCCGUCUGCCAGCCCAGGCCAUGGUGUCCGUGAAGUGCUCCUCAUAUCACUUUGGUGACAAGUGCGUCCUUAUGGGCGAUGCAGCCCACGCUAUGGUGCCAUUCUACGGUCAGGGGAUGAACGCAGGCUUUGAAGACUGCCUUGUUUUAAACGAAAUCAUGGACCAGCUCAACGAAGACUUCAGUGCUGUUCUGCCUGAGUACACCAGAGUCCGAGUCCCAGACGGCCAAGCUAUUGCAGACCUGGCCAUGUACAACUACGUUGAAAUGCGGGAACACGUCAAUUCCAAAUGGUUCCUGUUCCGAAAAUACGUUGACAAUUUCCUUCACAUUAUCAUGCCAAGGACAAUAAUUCCCUUAUACACCAUGGUUACAUUUACCAGGACAAGGUACCAUAAGGUGGUAAAACACUGGCACUGGCAAGACAAAGUGAUCAACCAAGGCCUGUUGUUCUGUGCUGCAGUGUCUGUCGCGGGGGGCUCCUACCUGCUUGUCAGAUACCCCCCUAGCAUGCCAAAUAUCCCCAUCGAGCAGCUGUGGUCCAGGCUGCAGGCCCUCAAGAGUCCCUUCUGAGGGGUUGUGGGUCAUACCACUCUGAGCUACAAACAGCAGAGAUCAAAUCAACUGACCUCAAAACAGAUGGGAUAAAGACAGAGUUCUGCAACCCAAUUACCAAUAAGAUUUUGAUCAUGUACUCAAUAAAGAUUUGAUUUACUGUAAUUGAAGGCCUGUGAGGAACAUUGUGUUAAUGUAGACUGAACAAAAAUAUGUAAAGUGUUGGUCCCAUGCUUUAUGAGCUAAAAUAAAAGAGCUCAGAAAUGUUC
Molecule: messenger RNA, 2357 nt
Organism: Oncorhynchus mykiss (rainbow trout)
Lineage: Eukaryota; Metazoa; Chordata; Actinopteri; Salmoniformes; Salmonidae
Source: RefSeq, a predicted model, not a curated record